AAACACUCAUAACUUUUUUAUUUUUCAUCGAUCGGAAAAAACCCUCGGGGCUGCCUCAGCAGAGGAGGACUGCGAGUAAGAUGGCCAAAAAUCAUGGCAAUAUAGGGUAGCGUUUUUUUCUAAAUUCAAUAUACACAGCAGACAGGAAGUGAUCAAGAUGGGACUUUUAGUUAUAUAGAUAUUCCCUUAUCAUGUAUCUGUACACUGUGGACAGCUCGAUUGUAAUCAUGUAUUGUCUUUCCACUGACUGGCUAGCCUACAACAACAGCCUUUCACUGUGAACACUUUAAAAGUCUUUCAGCGGGUGUUGGAUGUACUCAGCGGGCCAGGCAGCAUCUGAGGGGGGAAUGGACAGGUGACAUUUCAGGUCAGAAGGACUCUUCAUCAGUCAAGUCUGUCCAAUCCCUGCACAGCUGCUGCCUGACCCGCCGAGUUCCUCCAGCACUUUGCUUGAGAUUCCAGCCUCUGCAGUUCCUUGUGGCAACAUUGAAAUUACUUCUUAACCCGUGUGGCUCAUUGCGAUUGGGAAAGGGUUUAAACGAAUAAAAGUCUUUGCUUAUAACAUCAUGCUGGAGUUAAUGAAUAUUAGUUAUGAAGGGCUUAACACAAAGCAAAAUAUUCCAGGAAUUAUCACACACAUUAAUCAUGUUGGUCGGUCGAUUGUGAAUUGUUACAAUUCUAUUAAUAACACUGGACAUAGGAUUUUGCUAAUUUGCUCUUGUCUCCGGGGAAUGGAAAGAUCCAUUGGAUUUGCUGGUUUUAUUUCUGCUGCCGGCCAGUGGCUGCUCCCUCUCUCCCUCCUCCCCUCCGCUAGUGCUAUUUGAGCUAGGCACUGCUAUCCAAUCUCACGUACGCCAUGCACAGCUGUUCAGUCUCUGCCUUUGCUCAGCAUGCCUCAGCCACGGUUGCAGACUCACCUGCCAUGCUCUCAUGCUCCCUCCUCUGCCUACUGCCUCUGCUCCUCUCCCUUCUCCCCACCGGGUCAAGCUGCCCAGACGGGUGCUCCUGCAAGGAUUCUCACACCAUUGACUGUCAGGACCUGGGGCUCCUCCAAGUCCCCUCCGGCAUCUUCCCUCUGGUCGUCAGGAAGAUCCUGAUGAGCAACAACCAGAUCCAGGAGAUACCAGCCGAUUUCUUCAUGUACUACGGAGACCUGGUCUACCUGGAUCUCAGCAACAACUCCCUGUCUACCAUCAGCAAAGGGACCUUCAGCACCACCAGACUGAUCUACCUGGAUCUCAGGUACAACAACUUCUCCCGGCUGAGCUCCGGAGCCUUCAGCUCGGCACGCCGGCUGAUCAUGCUUCGACUGGGGAACAAUCCGAAGCUGGAGGAGGUGGACAAGGAGGCUUUCCACAGCCUGAACGUUCUCCAGGUUCUGGAGCUGAACGACAACGCACUGGAGACCCUGAGCGUCACCACCCUCAGCUCCUUGCCAUCUCUCCGCACCCUGAGGCUCGAGGGCAACCCCUGGCUCUGCAAUUGUACCUUUGCUAAUCUCUUCCUCUGGCUGAAGGACAAUGUUGAUAUUCUCCCCACAGGCUUUGAUGCCAUCCAGUGCUCCCUGCCCCAGGAUCGGAGGAAGAUCACUCUCAACGAGCUAUCUGAGAACAGCUUCAACGAGUGCGAGUAUAAUUUAACGUUGACGGACUACCUGAUCAUCUUCUUCUCCGGAGUGUGUGUAUCCAUCACUGCCAUCACCACCAGCUUCUUCUUGGCCAAUAUUGCCCAGUGUUUCCAGAGACUGGGGCUCUUCAAAGACAACGAUGAUGAUGAGGAUUAACUGACUGCACCAAACAAACUCGGACCAGGAUUUUUCUUACUUAUAUUCAAUUUCCAAAGAAAUCUUUUUACUUAA
Molecule: messenger RNA, 1858 nt
Organism: Leucoraja erinaceus (little skate)
Lineage: Eukaryota; Metazoa; Chordata; Chondrichthyes; Rajiformes; Rajidae
Product: leucine-rich repeat-containing protein 38-like
Exons: 2
Coding region: 857-1783 (308 amino acids)
Cellular component (GO): voltage-gated potassium channel complex
Molecular function (GO): transmembrane transporter binding; potassium channel activator activity; voltage-gated potassium channel activity
Source: RefSeq, a predicted model, not a curated record